This is a messenger RNA of Cryptococcus deneoformans JEC21, 955 nucleotides long. RefSeq lists its product as hypothetical. Bases 47 to 871 code for a protein of 274 amino acids. Gene Ontology annotation, cellular component: transcription factor TFIIIC complex. The transcript has 5 exons. NCBI's taxonomy places the organism in Eukaryota, Fungi, Basidiomycota, Tremellomycetes, Tremellales, Cryptococcaceae. Gene Ontology annotation, biological process: transcription by RNA polymerase III. The record is from RefSeq and is a predicted model, not a curated record.
CUCGUAUUCUUAUUCGCACUCUGAUUCCCCAGCUCACUCUAGCCCAAUGUCCGGCCCCGACACCCCAGCCUCCCUGCUGGGCGACGGCUGGACUUAUCUCUCCUCUUUCGACGACCUCGACGACGAUGAGUACGAGCAUGAAGAGGAAGUAUACGUGACUCUGGAUCUUGGGACCACAUUUGAUAGUAAAUCACUCCAGGCCGAGUCGCAGUACCAGCUCAUCGGACUCGAUACCCCGACACCGUUUCUCAAGCUUGGGAACCAAGUAUUCAAGGGGGAUAUCACCCCGCUAAUAGGUGAUGAGAUUAUAUGUGGUCUUAUCCGAAAUCACGAAGACCCACAUAACCCUACGCACCCACCUCUCUUCUCCACAAGUCAACGCAUCACGUUUCAGCCUGGUACACUUCGUCCCAAGGAUCAAUCUAUCCCUGCAUCUGUGCCUGCGUCUGGUCAUGUCUUGAAUAUAUCGGAGCAAGCUCAAGGACAAGGGAUCCAGGAAGGGACAGAAACGUCUGGAUUGUCUGGGACUGGGACUGGGACUGGAUCAGGAGCAGGAGCAGGAGCUGGGGGACCAUCCACUUCUUUUACCGGUGCCAUCCCUCGACCGCGAGCUGGUGGAAAGAGGGGCAACAAGACGAGGAGGGUGAUUGAACAUCCCGACGAGCUGAAUACGUUUGACCUUGAUGCGAUGGGUCCUCAUCAGAGCGUCGAACUCGGCCCGCGGGUGAUGGAAUCUCUAGGACUCGGUCUUUCUUCCGACGGUCAAGGUGUGCUACUGACCAAAAAAGAGAUGGAGAAUGUGUUACUGGGCGUACCCGUAACCGGGAAAAAGGGAAGACCGAAGAAGCCUCAUUACCUCGGCGAAGAUUAAGAUGAGCGAUUUGCGAUUCCAUUCAAUCUUUAGACUUUUCUGGGGAGGGGCAAACUCAAUGCCAUGUUUUGCGGCGAAUGAUGG